GCCGUCACCUAAAACUCUAAUAACACAUUUAGAAAGUCAUUUCGGUACUGACGUCACGAUUUCAGGUACAGGGAUUAAAAGUAUCGUCACUUACUGUGGUUCUGGCGAUUUACCUGUUGACGAUAUGUGGUAUAUGCAUCGUGAACAAAGGAAAGAAGAUGAAGAUAUUCGUGUUAUACGAACUGCUGCUGAGUUAAUACGAAAACAAAUUAAAAGUACUCAGUACAAGACCAAAACAUAUCCUUCGUCUGUCAGCUUUCUUGACAAUGUUCAUGCAGACAUUCCGAAGUAUUUAGAUGAAUUUUUGGAAGAGCUGAUGAUGUUUGAUGUGCACAAAAAAAAGAGAAGACAGGAAAAGAUGUCAGAGUCAACGUAUUCUGAACAAUCCGAGACGAAUGAUGACGAAAUGGCCAAUGAAGAUGAUGAUGAUACUUUUAACAGCCUUGGAGUAAAAAAAGAUUACGUAGCCCAUUCCAUAAUCUCUGCUAUUCGUCCGAAAUCAUUUAUUUCUUCUCUUCUAUUGUCUACCGGAUUAUAUAUUAACCGCAAAUCAGGAUCAAAAUUAAUAGUCAAUUUGUUGGCUAAGCUUGGAGUAUGUGCGUCUUAUCACAACACUGCUUUACAUGAAUUAUCAGCAAUAAAAGCGGAAGUAACAAAAAUUGAGAAACCUUGUUUUACUCAGUAUGUAUACGACAAUGCAGAUCAUAAUCCAUCUACCAUUGACGGAAAAAACACCAUGCACAUUAUGGGUGGCAUUUGUUGUGUAGCUCCUAAGCAUGCUGUUUGUACUUCUGGGGAGAUUCCAAAAUUAAAGAGAUUGCCAGCUGCAUCGGAAGUUGCCUCCAUAGGAGCUGUGGAAUUAAAAGAUUUUCCGGAUCAGAAAACUACACUAGAACCUGUGAAAUUCUUAGACGUAUCCGGAUUUACGUUUGGAGAUGUUGUACCAGGAAUCACAACAGUAUAUUCUACACAAAUUUGGGCUUCUUAUAUGCAGGUUGAAAAACUACCUAGUAUUCGCGGCUUAUUCGAUAGGAUUGCUAAAGUACCGUUUUACCAAGUUUCGAAGAUUUUUUGUUUGCCAUUCAUAGACGAGAAUCCAUCGGACUUCAGAACAAUUUAUACAGCAUUGCAUUAUGCUGCACAACACUGCAAAGAAACAGAACGCAAAACCUGCUUCGUAACCUUUGAUUAUCCUCUGUACAUUAAAGCUAAACAAAUACUAUGCAACACCAAGGAAGAAGAUUUACAAAAUGUAGUUCCUCGCUUAGGAGGUUUCCAUUUGCUCAUGUCCUAUUUAAAAGCUAUUGGAACAAUAAUGGAAGGUUCUGGUAUCUUUGAACUGUUUUGCACAGUAUUUGCCCAAAAUUCGGUAGAUAAGAUGUUGUCGUGUACAGCUUACUCUAGAGCGAUUCGUGCUCAUAUGCUAGCAAUGACUGCAAUAGGGGAAAUAAUUGCAGAGUUCGCAGAAAGUUCUGAAAACAUAGAAAGUCAUAAAUAUAUUGAGCACAUCAAAGAAUCUCGACCACUGGAAGCUCCUCCAUCAUUUAUAAGUAUUUCGCGUCAAAUUCAGAAUAGAAAAUUAACGAUUUCAAAUUUAUUUGCUGAUCUGAAGAAUUAUCCACCCACAUUAGACCAAGUUUAUGAAACAGAUGAUGCUGUAGCCAUGUUAAAAUUAUUCAUCAGUGCCACAACGACACUACAGCGCAAAAGUCCAACUGCUGAACUGUGGCUACAGUACUUCAAUAGUGUUAUUGUGGCAUUACAAUUUAUUGAGGCUGAACGUUUGGGCAAUUGGAAUUUACAUUUAUCAUGUAUCAAGCAAAUGUUACCAAUAUUUCAUGCGGCAGGGCAUUUUAAUUAUUGCAAAGGAGCACAAAUCUACCUUCAAGAUAUGUCAGAUUUGAAAAAUGUGAUGGAUCCUUCCGAAUUUAUAACUUUUACCGAA
Cotesia glomerata is the source of this 1945-nucleotide messenger RNA. RefSeq lists its product as uncharacterized. The annotation marks the transcript as partial. The transcript has a single exon. NCBI's taxonomy places the organism in Eukaryota, Metazoa, Arthropoda, Insecta, Hymenoptera, Braconidae. The record is from RefSeq and is a predicted model, not a curated record.